AUGGCCCAGCGCAGUUCACUGUACUACAAUAAUGAGAAGUCGAAGAACAUACUUUGGACAAGCGCUAGAAGCUGUUUGGAGCCAAGCAGAAGCCCUUUCAGCUCUUAUAGUCAAUCACCAGAGAUACCUGGGAGCCCUACUUAUGCUAUGGAGUUCUUGUGUCGAUCAUGGAGCCCAUCUUCUACUAAUCUCCUCCAAAUGUUUUCAUCAAAUAAUUUCCUUCUGAGAGACAACGGAGGCAAAGAGGAUCCUGAAGGAAAAGAGGAGGAGACACAGGAGGAUAUAACCAGCCGAGCUAUAACCAACAAAGAGGAUAUCAAGCUCGAUUUGCAUCACAUGAAGGAAUGGUUGAAAAGGAAGCCAUUAGGCAGGUUCUUUAGAUCACAUCAAGAGAAGAAAGAGAGACUCCGACUUCAAACAGCAAAAUUACAUGCUGUGCUUUCUCUCACACAGCUUGCUUACACGAUUGCUGGCUUUGCCAGCAGCAGCAGCUCAGAAGAACAAGAAUGGUACCACAUAAAUUCUGAGACGGCAGGAGAAUGGAGCCAUAGUACGGGAAGUGUAGUUGCUUCUGCUGCUGCUCUGAUGACUACAGUAUGUGCUGAGGCAGCAGAAUCUCUGGGAGCAGGACGAGCCAAAGUUGCUUCUGCAGUCAAUUCUGGCCUAGCCAUCAGAACACCAAUGGAUAUGAUUGCAGUAACAGCAACAGCAGCAACCUGUAAAGCUUUCCAUACUAUUGCAGUAACAGCAACAGCAGCAACCUAUACAUGA
Messenger RNA from Nicotiana attenuata, 771 nucleotides. RefSeq lists its product as uncharacterized. Bases 1 to 771 code for a protein of 256 amino acids. NCBI's taxonomy places the organism in Eukaryota, Viridiplantae, Streptophyta, Magnoliopsida, Solanales, Solanaceae. The transcript has 4 exons. Gene Ontology annotation, biological process: auxin-activated signaling pathway; leaf vascular tissue pattern formation; phloem or xylem histogenesis. The record is from RefSeq and is a predicted model, not a curated record.